GGAGUACUGACUAGGCUUGCUUUGUAAGUGUGAUAUCGAAGACCGAGGAUUUCAAGGUGGUUAUUAGUUUUUCAAAAAAAAAAUGACCACAGCAGCAAGACCUACCUAUGCUCCUGCAAGAGGGGGGUCUGGAAAGGGUGAAGGUGAUUUAUCUGUAUUGUCCAAACAGUACUCUAGUCGUGACUUGCCCUCACAUACCAAAUUAAAGUCAAGACAAACCGGACAGGACACAACUGAGGAAUUACGCUCAAGAGAUUUCAGAAAGGAGUUAGAAGAUCGCGAAAGGUCAGCAUUUAAAGAGAAAAGCAAAGAAAAGGGAUCAAGAUCGCAUGGAGAAAGUUCUUCAAAGAAAUCAAGACUUGAAAUGCUUACCACCUCAAAUCUAGAUAUGGAUGAUCCCGUUGAUGAUGACGAUGAUGAUGAUUCGGAUGACAGUGAUGAUGAAGAUGAUACUGCCGAACUCCUUGCAGAGUUACAAAAAAUAAAAAGAGAAAGAGCAGAGGAACAAUCAAGAAAGGAAGCAGAGAAGAAAGUGGAGGAAGAGAGAAUUAGAACAGAAAAUAUUAUUGCUGGUAACCCAUUAUUAAAUGGACCAGCUGAUCAUAAAGUAAAAAGGAGGUGGGAUGAUGAUGUUGUCUUCAAAAACUGUGCUAAAGAUGAUGAUAAAAUCAAGUCCAAAGGAUUCAUCAAUGAUACCAUUCGAUCUGAUUUUCACAAACGGUUUAUGGAAAAGUAUGUGAAAUAACAACUGGUUUUUGGAUAUAAUUGGACAUUUGAAUCAACUGUGUCAGACUAAAGAAAUGGGGUUUAUUUAUUUAUCAGUUGGAUUUGAUCAAGCAGCAGUGAAGCAAGCACACAUUUCUCCAUUUAAUCAGCAGGUUUUCCAUCUUAUUAUACUUAUGCAGAGAAAUGACUAUGGAUAAUGUUGUAUUCAUAAACUUAUCAUCAACUUGUCAUCAAAGAGUUAUUGACUUUUCAAGUUAAUGUAACAAAAGUUUCCAAGGACUGGAAUUUGUAUAUGGACAAAAGACUGCAAAGUCUCAUUGAAGUUACCUCAAAGUUUA
Messenger RNA from Rhopilema esculentum, 1064 nucleotides. RefSeq names its product spliceosome-associated protein CWC15 homolog. Gene Ontology annotation, biological process: mRNA cis splicing, via spliceosome. Lineage: Eukaryota; Metazoa; Cnidaria; Scyphozoa; Rhizostomeae; Rhizostomatidae. Gene Ontology annotation, molecular function: RNA binding. Gene Ontology annotation, cellular component: catalytic step 2 spliceosome. The record is from RefSeq and is a predicted model, not a curated record.